AUGGACCAGGCAGAAAUUCUCGUUUUGAAAGUUGUACAACAGGGAAGUUUUGCAAAAGAUGAUCAGCGGCUGAAGACAUUGGACGUAUUCCGAGAUGAUUCUGGCAUUUUACGUUUGAAGUCUCGUAUUGCCAAUCGUAAAGACACUGUAUUCUUUCGCAUGCCGAUAGUGCUACCAUCUCGCCAUGUCGUGACAAAGAGACUCGUUUUUGAUUCUCACAGGAGGUCUUGUCAUGUAGGAGCCCAAGGUUUAGGGAGCUUGUUAAGAGAAAAGUAUUGGAUAUUGGGCGGAAGGAGUUAUAUUAAAAGCAUUAUUUCAAAAUGUGUGGUGUGUCGGAGGCAGAUAGUUAAGGGUGUUCAAGUCCAGAGUCCACCUCUUCCCGCAGACCGAGUUAAUGAUGCGUCAGCAUUUCAGAUCACUGGUGUGGACUUCGCUGGUCCUCUGCAUCUUAGAACAGGGGAAAAAGUUUGGAUCUGUAUUUUCACGUGUGCCAUUUAUAGAGCUGUACAUUUGGAAAUAGCUAGUUCAUUAUCUACUGAGCUGGAAUGGAGAGAAGUUGAAAGAUUUGCUAAGAAUAUUGCGUGGCGCUUCAACCCCCCAACAGCUGCUUGGUGGGGCGGGUUUUGGGAGCGGCUUAUAGGCAUUUUAAAAGGACUGUUACGAAAAGUUCUUGGACGCGCAGCGCUUAAUUAUGAGGACUUACUAACCGUGGUAUGCGACUUUUUGACCUCUGACAUAUAUAUCCUCGACUCUCGACCUCUGACAUAUAUAUCCGAAGACGAGAGUGAAUUGGUACCGCUUACUCAUGUAAUGUUUACGCGCGACUUGUCAGAAGAUACUUUACCUGAAUGUGACUUUGUAGCUCGAUCCUCAUUAUGCCGAAGAGUAAAACGAAUGCAAAAAAUUCGGGACAAUUUACGGUUAAGGUUCCGUAAUGAAUACUUUGGGCAGCUUCGAAACAUCGCGCGUGUUAAAUCGCCUAGACAAAUUAAGAUUGGCGAAGUUGUGCUCGUCGGUAAUGAUAAUACCAAGCGGAUGGACUGGCCACUUGGUCGAACUACCAAAGUUUUACCUGGUAAAGACGGUGCUGUAUGUUUAGUGCGGGUCUCCACUACGAAUGGAGUGAUGCUACGUCCUGUACAGAGGGUCUACGCCUUAGAAGAGACCGGGGUACCUGCUGACAUCCGGAACUCAGAAGCUCAAACGGCUCCAUCAGAGGCUACCAGAACCAUCCAGAAGUCAUCCGCGAUCGGGAGUGUAAAAAGCAGAGCACUCGAUUCGAAAACUAGUGAUUUCUCAGACGAGGAAGCGAGUGAUGUGUCUUUUCCGGUAAACGGGAGUGAUCAGAGCAGAGUACCCGCCGUCCCUAAAAUUACGCGGCAGAUAGUUAAGGGUGUUCAAGUCCAGAGUCCACCUCUUCCCGCAGACCGAGUUAAUGAUGCAUCAGCUUUUCAGAUCACUGGUGUGGACUCGCUGUACCUCGCAUCGUUAGACAGGGAAAAAGUUGGUCUGUUUUUUCACGUGUGCCAUUUUAUGGAGCUGUCUACAUUGGAAAUAGCUAGAUCAUUAUUCCUGAUGCUCUAUCACAAGUUUAAGAAAUUUUGCCAAAAUUAA
Molecule: messenger RNA, 1614 nt
Organism: Sitophilus oryzae (rice weevil)
Lineage: Eukaryota; Metazoa; Arthropoda; Insecta; Coleoptera; Curculionidae
Exons: 3
Coding region: 1-1614 (537 amino acids)
Molecular function (GO): nucleic acid binding
Source: RefSeq, a predicted model, not a curated record